CGGAAGACAUGACCCACCUCGUAGCAGAAGAGCAGGUCGUAUGAGUUUAACAGCUGCAGCUCACUUUCGCCACAGUGACCGCGGAGCCGGACGGUGAACCCGAGCUACACGAGCCCCCCAAUCCACCCACCCGCGACAGGUGUGAUGGCAGUCAGAGGUUUGACGACUGCUGAUCGCUGGCUUUAGGGGUCCAGCUCUGCCCUGGCCGGCACCAUGCAGCAGAAAGGUGCGAUCCAAAUUAUCGAAUGGGAGGACCUGGACAAGAGGAAGUUCUACUCCCUGGGUGUGUUCAUGACCUUGACCACCAGGGCUACCGUCUACCCGGCCAGCCUCAUCCGCACUCGCCUCCAGGUGCAGAAGGGGAAGGCGCUUUACUCCGGCACCUUUGAUGCUUUCUGCAAAAUCCUGCGAGCUGAGGGCGUGCAAGGCCUGUACCGUGGCUUUAUGGUCAACACGUUCACCCUGGUCUCAGGACAGGCUUAUAUCACCACCUAUGAACUGGUGCGCAAGUACGUGUCCCAUUACUCACCCAGCAACACGGUGAAGUCGGUGGUGGCGGGCGGGGCAGCGUCCCUGGUGGCCCAGACCAUCACUGUGCCCAUAGAUGUGGUGUCUCAGCAGCUGAUGAUGCAAGGACAGGGACAACACCUGACUCGCUUCAAGGCCAAACCCAAAAUGAUGCUUGCAGCAACCAAACGCAGACUGACUUUCGGGCAAACCCGUGACAUUACGGUGCAGAUUCUUGCAGCCGAUGGCUUCAGGGGGUUUUACAGGGGCUAUGUGGCAUCGCUGCUCACGUACAUCCCAAACAGUGCGCUGUGGUGGCCUUUUUACCAUUUUUAUGCAGAGCAGCUGUCCUUGUUGGCACCGAGCGAGUGCCCCCAUCUGAUUCUGCAGGCUUUGGCAGGACCAAUGGCAGCAGCCACGGCCUCCACCAUCACCAACCCCAUGGAUGUUGUUCGAGCAAGAGUUCAGGUGGAGGGACGAGCGUCUGUCAUCGAGACGUUCAAACAGCUGCUGGCAGAGGAGGGCGUCUGGGGACUGACCAAGGGGCUGUCGGCCCGCAUCAUUUCCUCCCUGCCCACGUCGGUGCUCAUCGUGGUGGGAUACGAGACGCUGAAGAGACUGAGCCUGCGAGCUGAUCUGAUCGAGUCCAGACACUGGUGAAAGGCCUGAGGGAAGCGGGGCAGCCUGGCACCACCUCAGCACAGGAGGGCAGGAACUUUUCAGCCGGAUGUACGUCCAGCCUCAGCUGUGCAGCUGCCUCCUUUUAGAGCUGUGCUGUUAAUGCGGGCGUGUGGUGACGUUUGUCCGUAGGUACACUCGGGAAUUACAGGUGUUGUUACUCCGGCUUUUUCUGUUGGUCAGACUCAUUUCUACCGGCCUUUUUUUUUUGGCUUAACUGUGAAAACAAUGUUCUGUAUUUUGCCAUAAGUAAACUUUCAAACAAUGAGAAAUCUUUAAAAUUUGACUGAGAAAAGCCUCUACUUGGCUCGUAAGAGACUCAAGCCUCCUUUUGAUCAAAGCCUCCCGGACUGUGUAUUUUAAUGAUACGGAUCGACUGAACCGGCACAUUUUUAUUUAUGCCUGGAUGUGAAGCAGUUCAGUUUGGGUUUUUUUUUUGUUUUUUUUUGUUUUUUUAACUGUGCCAUACUUUGAGCUCCUCUGCAGUAAAUUACAGUGUGUACUUAAAGUGAAUUUGUAACGAGGCCAGUCUAAUGAGUUCCAGUGUGCCAAAAUUGCUUUGUUGCCUUGUUUGUCCUGUUGAGCACAUCAAGAACAGAAAAGACCAGAUAUCUGUGUGCAUUCCAGUGAAGAGAAGAAAGAAAAUAAUGUUCAGAGGGUUGAAACAACAGAAGAAUCUCACCUUCAGUUUCGGCCCAAAUUAAAAGAUUAAAUUUGAUAUUUGGCGAUUAUAGCAGUAACGUUAAACUGUGCAGAGGAAAUGAGUAUAUCUCCAGUGUGAUAAUUAAACUAGACUUUCAGAAAGUGUAUUUAAAAUUUGCUCAAUGUUCUGUUUACUUACAGGACAAGAAAUAGUAAAAUUAUCUGAAGAGGUGUUUGUGAAACCUGGUCCAAGUUUGUGUAGGUCGAACUAAAGCCUGCAUUGUCUGUGCGCUGUGAUUUAUUGUGGUGCAGACGUAAUGACGAAUUUCACAUAUAGAUGAGUUGAUUGGGCCAAUCAGGCAGGCGUUUGCUUGUUUUUGUUCCCGUCUGCGUGAAUGUGCUGCACAACACAAAGUGGAGCUCGACAGAAAAAGAUGAGGCAAAGAGGCGUUUGCAGCCCAAGUGCAAACGAAACAUCACAGGCUUUAUAUCUCAUUAAAAGAGGAGAGCAUCUCGGGCCACUUGCUGCCGUUCAUAAUUCUGUUGUGAUCUGUUUAUUAUUUAUAAUGUCUGGGAUGACAGGGGUCAAAGCCACUGGGCGGCAGCAGCACCAACACCAGCAGGCGAGACGUCACUGCGAAGAUGGUUUCAGAUCACCCAGUGAGUGUGAGGGACAUCCGCGAGGUUUCUGUGAUGUCAGAGGUGAGCGUGCAGACGCAGCUUUGUUUGGAAAUGAUUAACACUGCCAGAAAACACAGCGAGGUUACGUUGUGUCAUGAACUGUUAAAUGUUUGUAGAGAGCAUCUUCCUAUUUGUACAACAUCCUGUUCACGUGAAUAAGAAUGAUGAGCUUCUUCCAGCUGCUGGACCGACUUACUUCUGAAAAAGCUAAUUUACUGGACCUUUGCACGUACAGAGAAAGCGCUAAACCUUCACCGUCUACCUACUGUGUGUGUGUGUAAUACAAAGACCUGUUAAAAGUACAUUUUGAUGUGUUUUAAACAUGCACAACUUGUGGAUCUUUGAAGAAAAGUAAUAAAGACUUCUGAAUCUC
Molecule: messenger RNA, 2881 nt
Organism: Scatophagus argus
Lineage: Eukaryota; Metazoa; Chordata; Actinopteri; Scatophagidae
Gene: slc25a44a
Product: solute carrier family 25 member 44a
Exons: 4
Coding region: 214-1167 (317 amino acids)
Biological process (GO): branched-chain amino acid catabolic process; transmembrane transport
Cellular component (GO): mitochondrion
Molecular function (GO): branched-chain amino acid transmembrane transporter activity
Source: RefSeq, a predicted model, not a curated record